Molecule: messenger RNA, 2623 nt
Organism: Orussus abietinus
Lineage: Eukaryota; Metazoa; Arthropoda; Insecta; Hymenoptera; Orussidae
Product: CTD small phosphatase-like protein 2-A
Exons: 8
Coding region: 119-1822 (567 amino acids)
Molecular function (GO): phosphoprotein phosphatase activity
Source: RefSeq, a predicted model, not a curated record
GUGAGCAAGCUCCCGAGUGACCGCUGGAUGGACGGCCGUUCGCGGCGGUUCCCUUCGAUCGAGACGAGGAGGGCGGAGCGCCGAAUUCGUAAAAUGAAUAUUCAAACAGCACGCUGAGAUGUGGCUGCGAAGCGAACACCUGAGUCGACGGCUCCGAGGUCGUUUGAGCACCGGCGGUGUUUCAGGCUCUAAGGUAUCCAGCAGUCGGGUCCAAGUUGGAGCAGUCAGAAAAAUAUCUGCCAUCGGCAAGGGCAGCCAACGUGUUGGCACUUCGAGCAGAUGUAGUCGGCUAACCCGUUGGAGACACAGAUCUCCAAAUCUUCUCAAAGAAGCAUGUAAAGAAAAUGUUUUACAUUUUGCGAAAUCUCCGCCUAUUAGACGAGAGAGAGGACCUCGUCGAAGAAAAUGCAUAAGACGCUCGAUGGUGACAUCGACUCCAUUGCAUCGAACUGUUCCAAAGGAUGCUACCGUCCCACAAAAAGCCACCAAGGUGUCGAAGGUCAUCGAAGACUCUAAAGAAAAUUGGAACCUCACAGCGCUAUCUCUUUACCCUUCUCCGCUUGGUGUGGAUGAGCCAGUCUGCACCACGACUCCGACGCAGGAUUACAAAUCUCCGAUGCCUACCGUUCCUUCCAUCUCCGAGCUGAUGCCACCUCCACCAGUCGAAGCUUCUCAUCCAGAUCUUUCAUGCUUACUCGAUGACGAAGGCAACCGAAACACUGUUCUUUCUAUUGUAGACAUCCUCUCGCUCCAUUACUCCUCCAUUUGCACUCCGAACGACUCCUCCGAAGACUACUUCAACGCCAUGCAUUCGACCCCGAUCUACGCCGGUCGUACGAGCUACUCUACCGAUAAAUACUUUCCACCGGGGAAGUACAGUUUCGUCGAUGGAAACGAAAACAACAGCGAAGAGCUAUCCAAGCAUCGAUACGCCUCCAUCGAUGUCGAUUCAUCGAGGUACGAAACGGCUUCCAGUUUUUCCAGCACCAAGUACUCCGAUGUUUAUCCUUCGAACUCGAGCCCCACGGGAGACUCCGGUGGAAAUCCACAUUCUUGCUUGGAAUCGGAAGAGACCAAGCCGGAGUAUCAAGAUGUCAAAUAUAUGGAGGUUGGCGGUGAAGAGAUCGUCGAAAGCUGCGACGUCGAUAACAUGGUUGCUCAGGUACAGGAGGACUGGGAACCCUUCGAUCCUUACGUCUUCAUCAAGCACCUUCCACCUCUUACGGCAGCCAUGAGAGCCAGGUGCCCUGCUCUGCCACUGAAGACCAGGAGCAGCCCCGAGUUCAGCUUGGUGUUAGAUCUGGAUGAAACUCUGGUUCACUGCAGUCUUCAGGAACUCUCGGAUGCAGCGUUUCGAUUUCCGGUGGUCUUUCAACAUGUAACCUACACUGUCUUCGUACGUACUCGGCCAUACUUUAGGGAGUUCCUGGAACACGUUUCGUCGCUCUACGAGGUCAUACUUUUCACGGCGAGCAAGAGGGUCUACGCAAACAAACUCAUGAAUCUCCUGGAUCCCACCAGGAAACUCAUCAAAUAUCGGCUCUUUCGAGAACAUUGCGUGUGCGUAAAUGGGAAUUAUAUCAAGGAUCUCUCCAUUCUCGGUAGGGACCUCUCCAAGACGGUCAUCAUCGACAACAGUCCACAAGCUUUUGGCUACCAGUUGGAAAACGGCAUACCUAUUGAAAGCUGGUUUGCCGAUCGUUCGGAUAACGAGUUGAUGAAACUUCUACCGUUUUUAGAAAAUCUAGUACAUUGGGGUGGUGAUGUUAGACCGCACAUAAGGGAACAGUUUCGCCUGUUCAGUUUUCUACCACCGGAUUAACUUAUCCGACAUGCACAAAGAGUCAACGUUGGCUUCGCAUCAAAGAGACGAUUUUCCUUCGCUGUGAAUCACACAUAUAUACACAUACACAAAAUCUCGAUCGUCUUAACAAUAUGAAUAGGAAAAGUUAUGUAGAUUAUGCCGAAGAUGGCAACCCGCCGCGUUGAUAUAUUAACGGUAGUCUUUAAUACGAAGAGCACUUUUGUUUCUCAAAUAAUCUGAGAUUAUUUAAAGGAUUAUUCGUGAUGGACGCAAAUAAAUGAGAUAUACAUCUCGACAUUGAGGAGUAAAACUUCCGAUCAUUUGUAAGCAAUAUUUCGAACUGUUAAGCUGUGCUUGUGAUUGACUGAGCAUUUAUAUAAUGUUAUUUACAUUAAAUAUCUCGAAUUUCUCAAAUGGAGAAAAUGCAUCACAGUUUUCCUCUAAUUAUAAAAGGAAAUUUUUUAUAUCGAUGGAGAAAUUGCUUCUAUGGAACUGAAAUAAAUUUGUAUGGAAAAAAAAAAUUAAUAGUUAUCAAGUCAAGGUAAUGAAGUAAUGUAAUCACUAAAGUUAUUUUUUUUUUUAAACAAUCUCGGAAUAUUUGACAGACUAAAUCGCAACUAUGUACUCUGUUCAAUGAGUGUGUCGAGUCAUUGGGAUUUUGAGGUUUCUACAAACUUUUUACUACUUUUGUUUACAAGGAUCUUCGUAUAAAGACGUAAAUGUAAUUAAAUCUGUCUUCAAGUCACUAAUGGACCAUGCUGAACGUUCGAACGUUGUCCGAAAUUUAGUCAAUAAAUAUUUGGCCCGUUUUACAAUCGA